CAAUCAACGGGGUAAAGGCCCCCAGUUGAUGACGAGUCCCGACCUCCAGAAGGGCUUCGAGAAGCUCAGCAAACUUCGAGGCCUGUGUUUCAUGUCCACGCUAAUCCCACCUGGGUUAAGGUGGGAUAAGGUGGUCACCGCCAAGUCAUGCCUCUAAAGGGCAAGUCCCUGAGAGCUACGCUCCAGGCUGCACCACUGCACUGCACUGCACUGCACUGCACUAGAGCACCUCCAGGGCAUAACUCUGUGAUUGGGUUCGUCAAAGAGAUUUCAAGUUGCUGCCCCACCUCCAAACCCACCCAUUUGGCUAUCCAAUGGAACGCUUUAUCCUCAACCCUGGGUCCCAACGAGGGAGUUAAAUUUAAAACCACGCUCAAUGGGCAAGACCCGGGAUCCAGAUUCCCCAGUUCUUCACAUCAUGAAUUCAUUGACAGCUGAGGUCGCGGAUAACUCAUGCUAUGCACACUGUACUCUCUUCCGUCUCCUUGUGACCACGGGUGCGUGUGGUUUGGGAUGAACCAGCUGGAGAGAGGCAGAGGGUCAGGGGUAAAACGGUCUUCUGCCAU
This is a messenger RNA of Aspergillus brunneoviolaceus CBS 621.78, 566 nucleotides long. RefSeq lists its product as uncharacterized. The record is from RefSeq and is a predicted model, not a curated record. NCBI's taxonomy places the organism in Eukaryota, Fungi, Ascomycota, Eurotiomycetes, Eurotiales, Aspergillaceae. The transcript is spliced from 2 exons. The coding region runs from base 148 to 438 and encodes 96 amino acids.